CGGCAAAACAAUUUCCCAGGAGAUCCAGAUUCUGAUCAAAGCAUUUCUGAUGAGGGAGAUUACAAUGUUGAUUUGCGAGAGAAUGGUGUUUCAAUGUGUGGGCGUAAGGACGAAGGGGUAGGAAGGAUUACAUCUUCAAUCACGAUUGGAUGUACUAAGAGGUGCUUAUGAUGGAAAUUGUGGAAGGGAAUUUAGCAGUUCAUCCACAAAGGCAUGUGUUAAUUUUGGGUUAAAGGUAUAAUUUCCCAAUCAGUGCACUUAGUGGAAACUAGCUUAUGAUUGUGUUGAUGGAACCAGAAACAAUCAAGUGUCUUAUGUGAAGAUGAGGUUGAAGUCCCUGACUUCCCAGAUGAACAGAGCUUUAUGUUUUCCCCAAGGAAGGUGUCUACAUGCAACACGGAUGAUGAAACAAUCUCUGAUGAUGAGGAAAACAUGCUCCUAAAAAUUUCAGUCACCUCUGGUGUUCAACCAGUACAUAAAGAUGGACUUCAUAACUUUUUAAGUGGGAAGCAGGCUGUGGUCAACUUAUGCUCCACAAUAGGUGAAGAGGCUGAGGCACUAAUCCAGUCGAAUGAAAUUGGUAUCUCUUCUUCAUCACAUUCUGCCUCUGAAGCAAACAAAUCUUGUAAAGGCAUUAAAAGUAAAUCCAGGCCAAACUUUUCAUUCCAUUUCCAGUCACCUAAGGAUGGCAAUGAUGUGCCAUUCAAGGUUCAUGAAGGACCUGAAAGGUUGAAAACUGCCAACUCUAGAGAACAUUCAUUUGCCGAGCUUCUUGAAGAUUUCUGUGGAGAAAAACCCAAAAAAUCGGACAUUGUGUCGGCUGAAGUAAAAGAUCUGUGUUUCAGUGGGGAGCAUUCAGUGACUGAGCUUUUAGAUGGCCUUAAGGAUAGGACUGGUCUGCUGAAAAGAAAUUCCAAGAUGUAUGGCAGAACUACAGGGAAAAGGAUACAAGUUGUAAAGAGAAGUACAUCCCCACUUGAAGAUAGAACUAUUUUCAGUGAAGAUCUCCCUGAACCCAUUAGGGGAUCAUCAAGUGAUGAUGAGGCCAGUCAUCAAGAACUAAAACCUGCAUUUCCGGAGAUGAAGAAGCAAACUAUUGCAGAUAAGUUUCAGGAAGCUCUAGGUGCUUCCUCAAGUGACAAAGCAGCCCUUGUUACUGUACUGAGAACAUCUGGCGUUGGGUUAUUUGGGAAGUUGCAGCAGGUCACCCAGAGUGAGAAGUUGAAAGAUAUGAACUUUUUGAAGUUACAGGGUGGAGCUAGUCCAAAUAAUCCAAGCUGUGUCAAUAUAAGAAUCCUCUCAAGAUACUUGGAUGGAAAGUUGAUAGUGUGCCGUGUCUCUUUUGCAAAGGACAUUGAGAGCAUCGAAUGGCCAGAGUUUGACCAAACAAUGGCUAAUGAUGGAAGAGAAAGGACAAUUAUUUUUAAUCCAAGAGUUUGCCGUGAUGUUGACCUCGAAGCUGGGAAGUCAAUUCGUAUCCACCCCCCAUGGAAAGAGAUUCAAGUCAGGGGAGAUGGUGAGAGCAUUAUUUUAUGUACAUAUUUCUCUCAAAUUUCAUUAUAACACAUCGGGCUUUUUGGGGGAGAAAGAAGUAUUACUUCAUUCCUUUGGGGAUUAUAUGAUUAGGUGAUAUCCAUGCAGAACCAUGCAGCUGUCGGUGAGAGAAGGUUAAGGUUCAUGGCCUCUCUUGUUUCUGGAGAUAGUAAAAAGUCACACUGGGUUUAAAAACUUGUUAAAACGCACCGAGUAAGGUUUAUUGUGAACUGGUCUGAAUUAUCUUAAUUUGGUGGUUUCAAUUUCUUUUGAUUAAUAUAUGGGACUAACUACCAAACAUAAUCAAGAAAUGUCUUGUAAAAUUUUGAGCUUUUUUCCUGUCUCCUUGUAAUUUGUUAUGAAUUGAAAAUAAUAUUAUGAAUAUUAUGAAUUGAAAA
Messenger RNA from Mangifera indica (mango), 1931 nucleotides. RefSeq lists its product as uncharacterized. NCBI's taxonomy places the organism in Eukaryota, Viridiplantae, Streptophyta, Magnoliopsida, Sapindales, Anacardiaceae. The record is from RefSeq and is a predicted model, not a curated record. Bases 364 to 1563 code for a protein of 399 amino acids. The transcript is spliced from 13 exons.